Messenger RNA from Cucurbitaria berberidis CBS 394.84, 2481 nucleotides. Its product is annotated as Phosphodiest-domain-containing protein. Lineage: Eukaryota; Fungi; Ascomycota; Dothideomycetes; Pleosporales; Cucurbitariaceae. Gene Ontology annotation, biological process: nucleoside triphosphate metabolic process. Bases 250 to 2394 code for a protein of 714 amino acids. Gene Ontology annotation, molecular function: nucleoside triphosphate diphosphatase activity; ribonucleoside triphosphate phosphatase activity. The record is from RefSeq and is a predicted model, not a curated record. The transcript has 3 exons.
CGAACAACAUAUUCCGCUCAAUCUUCUCUAGUUUAUGGUACAUGCUAUCGGUGUAAUUUCUUGACACGUGGAUGUUUUGAACCUCCCUGGAAUGCGCGUUGAUAAGCAUUUUCGUACGUGUGAAACGCCGACGCCAAGGGACGCGUUCAGGGCUGAUCGCUCGCCCUUCAAUCAACCCUUGACGCCGCAGCGGCGCGCAAACGUCUAUUUCACUCGGCAAUGUGAUCUUACGCUCGAAAAUCCCCUAAGAUGGCUCCACGACCGCAAGUCAUACCUCACAGACGCGCAAGCUCUGAUAGUAGCGCCGACGAACAAACGCUUUGCGAGCAGACCUCGGACGAUGAAGGUUACGACGGCAGACCUUCCGGCGAGUUGUCCGAAGGCGACCACGACAUACUGGAGUCAGAAGAUGAGCGGGAACGACUGUUGACUCAGAAAGAUGGCAUAUCUGGCAUGUUUGGGAAGGGAUUGUCCGGUGUCAAGAUCGGGAAACGGGACAAGGUUGAGAUGAAAGAGCGUAGAAAGGGCGGAAAUGACGAGUCGAGUGCGCUCAUGUACGAGAUGGAGGAAGGAAUUGGUGGUGCAUCGAGUACGAGUCUGAGAUCAAGCAGGAGUUCACAGAGCGAUGAGCAACGGCUACACGCGGUCAGGUCACAGAGAAAGGCACGGAGAAAUGGUCUAUGGCGUCGACUAUGCAUAUACAUCUCAAUCAUCGUCCUCUUCGUAGUCCUCCUCUCCGCCUCAUACCGUCUCUCAACCCCCAAAGACAGCGCAGCUGUGGUGAAUAUGAUCUCGAACGGAACCUCUCUGUUCGCACCCACGACUAUCCUCAUAUCCCUCGACGGGUUCCGCGCUGAUUUCUUAUACCGCAACAUCACGCCAACGCUGAACCAAUUCAUACAAGAAGGCAUUUCGCCGAAGUACAUGCGGCCCAGCUUCCCAAGCGUUACCUUUCCGAAUCAUUACACGAUGGCCACUGGCAUGUAUCCUGAAGCACAUGGUGUCGUAGGCAAUAGCUUCUGGGACCCAACACUCGAGAAAGAGUUCUUCUACACGGAUCCGGAGAGGAGUUUACAGUCACACUGGUGGGGUGGAGAGCCGAUAUGGGUGACAGCAGAGAAGCAGAAUGUUAGGACAGCGGUGCACAUGUGGCCAGGCUCCGAGGCCCAUAUCUUGGAUCAAGACAUAGCGUAUGUCGACAAAUACAACGGCUCCGAACUACUACACAUAAAGGUAAACCGUAUCAUGGACCUCCUCGAUGUGCCAGGCCCCAAAGACAUCGGCGUGAACGCAGACACCCCACGACCUCAGCUGAUCGCAGCAUAUGUCCCAAAUGUCGACGGUGAUGGCCACCAGUAUGGUCCCAACAGCACUGAGAUUCGACAAACCAUUGCCAAUGCAGACGCCAUGCUUGGAGAUAUCCUGAAGGGACUACACAAACGCAAUCUCACCAACAUCGUCAAUGUAGUCGUCGUCUCUGACCACGGCAUGGCUACCACUGAUGUAACCCGCCUCAUCCAACUAGAAGACCUCAUCGACCCGGCUGAAUUAUCCCAUAUCGACGGUUGGCCUCUCUAUGGCCUUCGCCCUAAGAACAUAUCAGACCUCGAUCGUCUAUACAGCCAGUUGAAAGCCAAAUCUAACGAUAAUCCGAACAUUGAAGUCUACCUCCGCGACGAAGACAUGCCCGAGCAUUAUCACUUUAGCAAGAAUGAGAGGAUUGCCCCGUUGUGGAUUGUGCCCAAAACGGGCUGGGCGAUUGUCACGAAAAAUGAAUUCGAUGUCGAGGAGGGGAAGAGGAGGGGUGAUGUAUAUCAUCCAAGGGGAUUGCAUGGGUACGAUCACGAGCAUCCGCUUAUGAGGGCCAUUUUCAUCGCCAGAGGACCUGCCUUCCCGCAUAUGCCGGGAAGUCUGAUGGAACCUUUCCAGAAUAUCGAACUUUACAACAUAGUGUGCGACUCUAUUGGCCUAGAACCCGCCCCGAACAACGGAACACUCCGUCUCCCCUUAAAGCCAGUAGGCCAUCAUAAUGAUCCUGCAGGUUCCAAUGAAACACCCGAGGACCCCGUCCCUCAAAACUCCCUUCCGCCGACUUCAGCCUCAUCGUCGCCUUCAUUAGCAACCAUGUCCGUAGGCCUCGACUCCCUUUCUAGCAUCGCGGCAUCAGCAUCAGGGUUGGAAGAUACUUCUCCGUCUAUUGAUGACACUAUAUUGAGACCGACUCCCCCUAAUGUGGUCUCAGAGGUGCCACCCGCACAAACGAGUGGGAAGGGGAAGAGCUUGUGGGAGUGGUUGACGCAUAAGGUAGAUGAGGUGGAAGAUUGGGUUGAAGGCCUUGUGCAUGAACAUGUGUCUGGGCAGGACAAGGAUAGCGAUGCCAGCGAAGGAUCUUAAAUUCGAUUUGAAGAUUGGCGUUAUGUGGGAUUAGAUUUAGUUUUGUCAGCGUGUAAAUGAUACCCAAUAUUCAAGAUUCGCUCGGUC